Limulus polyphemus (Atlantic horseshoe crab) is the source of this 1315-nucleotide messenger RNA. Its product is annotated as transient receptor potential cation channel subfamily V member 5-like. Gene Ontology annotation, molecular function: protein binding; calcium channel activity. The transcript has 8 exons. Lineage: Eukaryota; Metazoa; Arthropoda; Merostomata; Xiphosura; Limulidae. The annotation marks the transcript as partial. Gene Ontology annotation, cellular component: membrane. Gene Ontology annotation, biological process: calcium ion import across plasma membrane. The record is from RefSeq and is a predicted model, not a curated record.
GUCGACAACAAGAUCCGCGAGAUUGUGGAACCUUUCUUGUAUAAUAAAGGCCAAGGGAAGUUUUUACCAAUCUCUGAACUGGUUCUCAUCAGAAACCAAGAUCGACCUCGCAACAAGCAACUCUCAUCUCUGAAAACACCAAACAAAGAUGGUAAUGGCGCUGCUCAGAACUGCGACACUGACGGAACUAACCCAAGAGUCAAUGGAGCUCCCUCUGGAUAUAGAAAAAAUCCAGAGAUGUAUCGAGAGGUGUGUUGGGACCUAUACGAACGAGGAUCUGUUGGAGAGACUGCCUUGCAUCUGUGCCUGCUUGUCUCCACCACUAUUCACGCUGAACUGGCCAAACGACUAGUCAAGCUGUAUCCUAAACUAGUGAACGAUAUCUAUCUCGAUGAUGAAUACUACGGAGAAAACGUCUUGCAUAUGGCCAUCGUUAACGAGGAUCCUGCCAUGGUUAAAUUUUUGGUGGACCAUGGAGCCAAUUACCAUGAGCGUUGUAUUGGGAACUUCUUCUGUCCUGAAGAUCAGAAGGCCUCUAGAAUGGAUAGUCUGGACCACGAAUUAGUGGACGUUGCUGUUAAGACUAAUUAUGAAGGAUAUGUAUAUUGGGGUGAAUACCCCCUCAGCUUUGCGGCUUGCCUGGAACAAGAGGAAUGCUACAGACUGUUGCUUGCCAAAGGGGCAGAUCCAAAUCGACAAGAUACAAAUCUCAAUACAGUGAUGCACCUUAUGGUUAUCUAUGAGAAAAUUGAAAUGUUCAAUACAGCUUACGAGUUAGGAGCUUCUAUUAAUAUCAUCAACAGACAAGGAUUGACUCCUUUAACACUUGCUGCAAAACUGGCUAGGAAAGAGAUGUUCUUCCACAUUCUGAAGAUCCAGAGGGAGAUCUACUGGCAGCUGGGAAACAUAACAUGUGCAGCUUAUCCUCUGGAAGAAAUCGAUACUAUUAACAAUCGUACAGGAGAGAUUAAUAAAGUGUCAGCCUUGAACCUUGUGGUGUAUGGGGAUAACUUUACACACCUGGAAAUGUUGGAGGGGUUACUGGUUGACCUUCUCAAUGCCAAAUGGAAUAGUUUUGUCAAAUUUCGGUUUUACCGUCAGUUUGCUAUCUUUCUGGUGUAUUUUACUAUCUCUAUCGUGUGUUUCGUGCUUCGACCAGGACCUUUGGUCGUGAAACAAGGGCUUGACCUCACCUUUAACACAACUGUUGAAGUUGCAAAUUUUUCCCUCAUGAUUGAUAAUACUACAGUAGACAAUGGCACAAAAAUAGAUCAUUGUUAUUUACUGAACAGAAAUACAAAUGACGAAGUGGUAA